AUGACUUUUUUUGAAAAUUUAUGGACAUGUAAUAAUGAGACAUUAGUCAGUACUGAUUGCGAUGAGAUACAACAGCUUCAAACAGCAACUAGAGCGUCGCUUCCCAGGGAAACUCGAAAUCGAACGCCUCAGUCAACCGGCUGGUUUGAAGUUCAAGUAAUAGGUGGACCACUCUUACAUUCAAAAAAAAACGGUGACGGAUUCGUGGACAGCAAAAAGUUGGAACGUAUCUGUAACGCCAUCAGGGACCUGUUGUAA
Schistosoma guineensis is the source of this 258-nucleotide messenger RNA. The record is from the annotation of a GenBank genome assembly. NCBI's taxonomy places the organism in Eukaryota, Metazoa, Platyhelminthes, Trematoda, Strigeidida, Schistosomatidae.